Molecule: messenger RNA, 5507 nt
Organism: Caretta caretta (loggerhead turtle)
Lineage: Eukaryota; Metazoa; Chordata; Testudines; Cheloniidae
Gene: INAVA
Product: innate immunity activator
Biological process (GO): adherens junction maintenance; positive regulation of protein ubiquitination
Source: RefSeq, a predicted model, not a curated record
CAUGGCAUUGGGGAGCACAAGGCACUGGCUGCACAGAGGUGGGAAAUCAGAAAGUCGUUUUUCUGCAGGGCAGCAAAGAAAUCUGCAGGGGACAUAAAUUCUGCGCAUGCGCAGUGGUGCAGAAUUCCCCCAGGAGUAUCGGGUUUCCUGGCUUGGUCAGUGAAUCCAGGUAUGGUCACUGCUGCACCUCUGUUUCCCAGUCUGUACAAUGGGGCAGUGACCUCGCUGACCUCACAGAAGGCUGGGAGGGUUUGGCAGGCCUCGGAAUAGGAACCAGCAAGGUUCUGCCCAGAUGUUAUGGAGCGUUGAGAUGGUUUGGCGUGAAGGUGUUCCGCAUCCAAACCCAUUUCCCAGCAAACUGUUCACUACUCCUCCUCCAAGUGAGGUGGGGGUCAGAGGGCCAGAUCAGGCAUGGAGCUACACUGAUUUACAUCAGCUAAGGAUCUGGCCUACCAGGGUCUGGUAUCUAGACUGCAGGGCCCCAUGUACCCUCACUGCUGACUCCAGGUGUCCUCGACGGGUCCUUGCCGGAGUGAAACGGGUUCAGCUGUGAGUGGUGCUAGGACCAAACGGGUCUGAGCCCGUAACACAAUGCGCGACUGAGCCCACGAUCCCAGGAGCUGGAUGGUGCAUUUCUGUGUUGGCCCUGGCCAAAGCGUUGUCCUGUUCAUAUCAUAUCAGCAGUCGUGCCCUCAUGCGGAUGGGCCCUAGGUCCCCGAAGCAAUCCGGAGCGUGCAGAAUGAACCCACAGGCGCUGAACACAGUCCUGGCGUUCCGGUCUCAGCCGGAUCCCCGGGUAGUUCAUUUGCUCGGCCCCUGAGAAGGACCCAGGCGAGCUGGCUUUCCAGACAACCCCUUAGUUUGCCGUUGUGCAUCUGCCCAGCCGGCGGGUCGCUGCUAAUCCACACUUCCCUCGGGGGCGGGUUUGGAGAUUCCUCCCCCCGCCCGGGUCUCCAGGAGAACAGCCGCCGCGGGGGCGGACCGGGCUGCUGGGAGGAGCCCUGUGCCUCAGUGGCUGCCCGGCCAAGCCCGGGGCGCCGGAAAAGGGGCAGCACGUGGGGGCGGGGGGUGGCUAGUGGCCUCCAUGGCCAGCGCACAACGCAGCGGGCGAAGCGAACACAAGCUCCGCGGCGCGGCACCCUGCCCUCGCCGUGUCUGCUGCGCCCCGGGGCCCGCGGCCUUGUAAAGCGCGUUAGCGCCCGCCCCCGUUCCCCGCGGGGCUUGGUCUGCCCCAGGGACAGAGGCCCCCGGAGCUCCAGCCGCUGGGACGCCGCUGGGCUGUGCCGGCGUGAAACCAGCCGCUGGGGAGCGGCCGGGCUGCGCAGGGGGAGAAGCCGGCCCCGGUUCCCACUCAGGGUCGCCCACUCCCGGGAGCCUCGGCGUGGGUCUCUGCCCCUCACUGUUCCUGCCCCCGGGGCCACCACUGCCCAUGGAGAGUAAAGAGGAUAUCAGCGACUCGGACAGCGGGAUCAUGCUGCACUCAGGCCAGGACAGCCCCGUGUCUCUGCUGAAGGACCUGACCCAGGCGGUGCGCAAGCAGCAGCAGGAGCUGGCAGCGCGGCUGGAGGCCUGUCUGGUGGAGCUGAGGAAGCUGUGUCUGCGCGAGGCAGAGCUCACGGGCAUACUGCCGCAGGAGUACCCCCUGAAGCAGGGGGACAGGCCCCCCAUGGUACGGCGGAGGAUUGGCACCGCAUUCAAACUGGACGAGAAGACAAUCAUCUCACGAGGAGUGGACCCGCUGAGCACGCUGGAGAGAGACCUGGCCUUGCAGCUGCAGAUUGCCGCAGCCACGCAUCGCCUCUACCGGGAAGAGAACAUCAGCAAGCACAUCAAGAAGCGGCGGAAGAACAUGGUGCUGAAGGAGGAGAAGAAGCUGCAGGAGCUGGAGAAUGCCCUCAAUGAGUGCCGCUUGAGGGCAACGCAGGAGCCCAGGCCCAGCCCCAUGGCCCUCGGGGAGCUGAGCUCCUCGGAUGACAGCUCCCUCUCCGAUGCCGUCCUGCUGGAGGAGGAAGAAACCCAGGCUCCGAAUCAUCAUGCUGCCCAGCAGCUCAUGGUGCCAGUCCAGCCUGGCACACCGCACAGCUCCCCGGCCCUGCCCGCCCGCUCUGCCCCUCUCCAGCAGCGUGAGGGGCUGCCACCCACGCAGGGCGAAGUCCUAGAGCUGGAGCGCUCGCCAAUCCAGAACAGCCCCUGGAAGGAGACCAGCCUCGAUAGGCUCUAUGAGAAGCCCAAGAAGCACGCGGCUGAGCCCUGCAGCCUGCCAAGCAGCGCAGCCGGGACACCCAUGCCAGCGCCUGCCCGCAGCCCAGCUGCUCAGAGGACACCUGAGAUGCUCCCCUACCACUUUGUCCCCAUCCGGACCUUGGCCUUGUGGAGGCAGGCUGGUUCCAGUGGGCCCCCGACCCCAGAGAUGCAGGCGAGGCGAGGGCAAUCUCAGUCCAUGAGGCUGGAUGUGUCCCGGGACCGAGCGGAGCCCCGGGGGAGGAGCGUGUUGCCAAGGCGGCGCCCCACCUACUACACCGUCACCGUCCCCAUCCCCGUCCCCGACUACUGCUUCCCUUCAUCCAAACCGGGCCGGGCCUCCCGCUCCAUCUACCACUCCGGUUCCGAGGACAGCAGCUCGGACGUCUCCAGCACCCCGUGCACCCCGUCGGCUGGCUGCGGCAGCCCUGACGCCUUCCGGAGGCCGAUGCCCCCGCCGUCCGCGGAGCCGCCCUCGCCGGAGUUCAGGGGCCCGCGCUCUGUGGGGCCCGAGGCAGCGUACUAUUACCAGAGCCCCCACAAGCGGCUGCUGCCUCCCGGUUACUUCCCAGCUGUGGAGCAUGUGGCUGGGCGGGAGUUCUGCCGGGGCUACCCCUUGCUGCGGGCUGGCAGCCCAGCUCCGUUCCCCUAUGAGCAGGACAUGGUGCAGCUGCACUGCCAGCGGCUGGCCCCGGCCCCCAGCAGGCUCCUGCGCACCCCAUCCCUCAAGGACUACGCCCCUGGCAGCGGCAGGGCCCUCGCCAAGUCGGCCGUGUCGGAGGAGCUGAAGUCGUGGCACGAGCGCACCAAGCUGCGGACCUUGCGGCCCCACUCGCUGGACAGGCAGGGGGCCUUCCGCGUGCGCAACACACCGGGCAGGGAGCUGUACGCCUCCCGCUCCGCCGGGCAGCAGCCUCAGGUGUGUCAGAUCCAUGUCCUGAAGCAGUCCCCCGAGGGAGCUCCUGUGCAGGUCUACGUGCCAGAGAAUGGGGAGGUCAUCACUCAGGUCUAGAGCCGGCCUGGGCCUGCUGCCAAGCCCUCGCCAAGAGAGCCCCGCGCCCAGCUGGUGAGAAGCGGCGGCAGCGAGCCUGGGCGCGGGGGCUUACUCAGGAAGCCAGCUGGUUGCCCUGGACGGGGCUAGCAAGGGGGCAGGACCCCGGGUGCACCAGUCCUGACCAUGUAUUUGGACACUGCCAUUUGGAAGAACUGGAUUCAUUCUGGCAUUGUUACCUUCUGAGGUGUUUCUCUUUGGACUAUGGGGUGCCUCCUCCCACAAGAACUCCCCUCUGUCUGUCUAUGGGUUUGCGUGGGCUGCAGCAGAGGAGGAAGGCCGGCUUAGGGCCACAACCUCCUGUGCGGCUUGGGGCUGGACUGGUUCAGCUGCUGGAUAUUCGCCAAGGGACAGACGUCCUUGCUUCACAGGUGUCAUGCAGCUGAUAAGAAUAGCAGCAGUUGCCUUGUGAUCAUGCAAGCAGCUGCUGGGGUCAUGGUACGUUGUUGAUAGAGAGACACCUGCAGGGUCAUGCGUUAUGUGUCAUGGUUCAGGCCAGUGCCAGGGAAUUGUCCUCUUGUUGAUUCAGCAUAGAAGCUGCUGGUUUGCCGAGCACCCCACUACCUCCGUGCAAGUGGCACAUUCCUGGAGAAUGCAGCAAGGGCCGUCAAGAUCAGAGUGUUUGGGCAACUGGGGAAUGGGAGGAUUUGAUUGGCUAUUAGUCUUGCUGCAGUCCCAUAAACCAUUGCAGCUCUCCCACAGGGGUACGUGCCUUGCCCCUUUCUAGGCUCUAGAGCAGUGGUUCUCAAAGCCGGUCCGCCGCUUGCUCAGGGAAAGCCCCUGGCGGGCCGGGCCGGUUUGUUUACCUGCCGCGUCCGCGGGUUCGGCCGUUCACGGCUCCCACUGACCGCGGUUCGCUGCUCCAGGCCAAUGGGGGCUGCGGGAAGGGCGGCCAGCACAUCCCUGCUAUGUCUCCCUGUUCCCUGCAGCAGUCCCCUAUUGCUCACUACCCUGUGGCAUUUAUAACUGCCCAGGUGUCUUUCUGUGUUAGGCUAGAGAAAUUAACCCACUAAUUACGGUAGCAGACUGAGUUUAUUUUCAUAGAUUCAUAGAUACUAAGGUCAGAAGGGACCAUUAUGAUCAUCUAGUCCGACCUCCUGCACAACGCAGGCCACAGAAUCUCACCCACCCACUCCUGCGAAAAGCCUCUCACCUGUGUCUGAGCUAUUGAAGUCCUCAAAUCGUGGUUUAAAGACUUCAAGGAGCAGAGAAUCCUCCAGCAAGUGACCCGUGCCCCAUGCUGCAGAGGAAGGAUAUACAGUGUCUGUGGCACCAUUUCUUUAUAUUAACUUAUUUGCAAUAAGGUACAGUAUUGGGUACCCACCCUGUGGGUUUGUACCAAACAGCAAGGGCUCAUGCUGGUCUGGAUUUAUUCCAAGCUCCCUUCUUUAAUAAAUGCUGUUGUUCUUUGGGGUCCCUUUGGUAUCUGAGACUUCAUUUUUGAGGCAUUGAAUUGAGUCUCAUGAAUUUCUUGGGGAAGGUGUGGUGCUGUCACUGGCUUGUUAACGCUGCCGGGUGCCUUGUGGGGCUGGGCUGAGCGGAGGAGCCAGCAGCGAGAACCCACUGUGACCCUCAGCCGGGUGCCUGCUCCAGAGCUCAGUGUUUGUCAGGAGACAGCAACGUCGCUGGGUAGUGAAUGGAGCAGCUCUCCCACCUGGCAUUCAGCUCAGUCCUAGGCCAGGAACCCAGCCUUCCAAAGGCCCCUCCCAGCGGGGCUGGGGCCUCCAUUAGGGACUUGACUAAUGCUGUUGCCAUACACGCAGGGUGCCCAGGUGCUAUGGUGAUGGGCAGCAGGAGAAAAGCUUAAAAUAGAUCAGUGUCAGCCCAGCUCCUGUGCUGGGGGAGGAGGGAGUCGGAGCUGGGGUUAACCCUUAGUUCCCCAGGGACCAGCCGGAGCAGUGGGUUCUCAACCUUUUCCACCCCAGGAUCCCCCAUGACAGCAGCAGAAUAUCAUGGGGCCUGGUUGCCAAAUGAUGAGAUUUUGAUGCGGGGCCAGAAGCUCCAGCCUGUCAGAAAAUGUGAGCCCUCUGACUGGCUGCCUGCCCUAACUGCCCGCCUCGUGGGAUAGAGCAGCCAAUCAGAGCUCUCCCACCCCAGCCCCUCAGCAACCCAAAGCCGCUCUCACGGGAGGGGAUGGGGGGGAGGGACCACAGAGCCCAGCAGCCCAGAGGGCUCCACUCCCUCCCCCUCCUGUGAGCAACGGGGAUGGGACAGC